Molecule: messenger RNA, 6179 nt
Organism: Linum tenue
Lineage: Eukaryota; Viridiplantae; Streptophyta; Magnoliopsida; Malpighiales; Linaceae
Source: the annotation of a GenBank genome assembly
CAUUGCUGUUCAACCGUCAAAGUCUUUUCUUUCCCUUGCCUUUCCUUAAUUCAGAUCAGCCUCACAAGCUCACUUUAAGGCGAGGGUAUUCCUGUCACGGAACGUUCAAACAUGGACUUCUAAGUUCUAAUGUCGAUUAACAAAACACGGAUCUAAAUCUUGAAAAACAAAACGGAAAAUCUCAAACCCUUUCACUUCACCCUUCCCUCCCCACUCUCCGUUCGUCCGCUCCUUCUUCCGCUCAUUCUCCGUGCUGGCUGCUCUUGCUGGGCAUUUGAUAUGCGAUCCGAUUCGAGGCCGGAAAUUGAGCGAUAACAUUACGUCGAUUUUGCGUUUGUAGAUCUCAGUCAAGUUGCUGAGCCACGCGACGAAAUUGACUCGGGAAUGGCUUCUUCGGAAGCCGAUUCCCGCUUAAGCAAAGUCGUAGCUCCUGCCCUAGAGAAGAUCGUCAAGAACGCAUCCUGGCGGAAACACUCCAAGCUCGCUCAUGAAUGCAAAUCCGUCCUCGAGAGGCUCACUUCUCCGAACAAGCAGCAGCAGUCGUCCUCUGCCGCCGAUGCUGAUCCGGAAGCUUCCAUCCCCGGCCCGCUUCACGACGGCGGGACGACUGAGUACUCUCUUGCUGAAUCCGAAUCCAUCCUCAGUCCUCUCAUCAAUGCUUGUGGCACUGGAUUCCUCAAGAUCGUGGAUCCAGCCAUUGAUUGCGUUCAGAAAUUGAUUGCGCAUGGCUACUUGCGCGGCGAGGCGGACCCGACGGGGGCCACGGAGGGCAAGCUGCUGGCUAGACUGAUCGAAUCAGUUUGUAAGUGCUACGAUAUCGGCGACGAUGCAAUCGAGCUUUCGGUUCUUAAAGCGCUUUUGUCCGCGGUGACAUCGAUUUCCUUGCGGAUACACGGAGAUUGCUUGCUGCAGAUUGUGAGGACUUGUUACGAUAUUUAUUUGGGGAGCAAGAACGUGGUGAAUCAAACCACGGCUAAAGCUUCCUUGAUACAAAUGUUGGUCAUUGUGUUCCGGAGAAUGGAAGCGGACUCAUCCACGGUUCCAAUUCAGCCCAUUGUUGUGGCCGAAUUGAUGGAGCCAGUUGAGAGAUCGGAUGCGGAUGGGUCUAUGACGAUGUUUGUGCAGGGUUUCAUCACCAAAAUCAUGCAAGAUUUUGACGGAGUUUUGAACGCUGGCGCACCCAGUAAGAUUACAUUAGGAGGACACGAUGGGGCAUUUGAGACUACAACGGUCGAGACCACCAACCCGGCAGAUUUGUUAGAUUCCACGGAUAAGGAUAUGCUAGACGCCAAGUACUGGGAGAUUAGUAUGUACAAGACGGCGUUGGAAGGUAGGAAAGGGGAAUUGGCAGACGGGGAAGUGGAAAGAGACGACGAUUUAGAGAUUCAGAUUGGUAAUAAAUUAAGGAGAGAUGCCUUCUUGGUAUUUAGAGCACUCUGUAAGUUGUCCAUGAAAACACCUCCAAAGGAGGCAUCAGCGGAUCCCCAGUUGAUGAGAGGGAAAAUUGUGGCCUUGGAGUUGUUGAAGAUCUUAUUGGAGAAUGCUGGGGCUGUUUUUAGGACCAGUGACAGGUUCUUAGGUGCCAUCAAGCAAUACUUAUGCUUAUCAUUACUGAAGAACAGCGCUUCAAGUCUCAUGAUCGUUUUCCAACUUUCUUGCUCUAUUUUUGUGAGUCUUGUGUCGAGGUUUAGGGCAGGAUUGAAAGCAGAAAUUGGUGUUUUUUUCCCGAUGAUAGUGCUCAGGGUUCUUGAAAAUGUUGCACAACCUAACUUCCAGCAGAAGAUGAUUGUGCUUCGUUUCAUUGAAAAGCUCUGUGUGGAUUCACAGAUCCUGGUGGACAUCUUUAUUAACUAUGAUUGUGAUGUCAAUUCGUCAAAUAUAUUCGAGAGAAUGGUCAAUGGACUUCUUAAAACUGCACAAGGGGUACCUCCUGGUACUGCAACAUCACUUAUGCCGCCUCAGGAAGUGACUCUGAAACUUGAGGCCAUGAAGUGCCUGGUGGCUGUUUUGAAAUCAAUGGGAGAUUGGGUAAACAAACAGUUACGCAUUCCAGAUCCUAGUUCUGCCAGGAAAUUUGAUGUAGUUGAGAAUAGUCCUGAAAGUGAAAGUCUUUCCAUGGUCAACGGAAACGGGGAAGAGCCAGCUGAAGGAUCAGAUUCUCAGUCUGAAGCAUCGACAGAAGCUUCUGACGUUUCGUCCAUUGAGCAACGCAGGGCUUACAAACUGGAACUUCAGGAAGGUAUUUCUCUUUUCAAUCGGAAACCAAAGAAGGGGAUUGAAUUUCUUAUCAAUGCCAAUAAAGUUGGAGACUCGCCAGAGGAGAUUGCAGUUUUUCUAAAAAAUGCUUCUGGCUUGAACAAGACUCUCAUUGGUGAUUAUCUAGGAGAGAGGGAAGAUUUGCCGCUGAAAGUCAUGCAUGCCUAUGUAAAUUCUUUUGAGUUUCAAGGCAUGGAGUUUGAUGAAGCUAUAAGGGCCUUUCUACAGGGCUUCAGGCUACCUGGUGAAGCACAGAAAAUUGACAGAAUCAUGGAAAAGUUUGCUGAGCGUUACUGCAAGUGCAACCCAAAGGUUUUCAUUAGUGCUGAUACAGCCUACGUUCUUGCUUACUCGGUCAUAUUGCUCAAUACUGAUGCUCACAAUCCUAUGGUGAAAAAUAAGAUGUCUGCAGAUGAUUUUAUCAGAAAUAAUCGUGGCAUUGAUGAUGGAAAAGAUCUCCCCGAGGAAUACUUGAGGUCAUUGUAUGCAAGGAUAUCGAAAAAUGAGAUAAAAAUGAAAGAGGAUGGUUUUGAUGCCCAACAAAGACAGUCUACCAACUCUAACAGAAUUUUAGGCUUGGAUAAUAUUUUGAACAUUGUAGUUCGUAAAAGAGGUGAGGACAUACGCAUGGAGACUAGUGAUGAUCUCAUCAGGCAUAUGCAAGAACAAUUUAAAGAAAAAGCCCGCAAAUCAGAGUCAGUUUAUUAUGCAGCUACAGAUGUAGUUAUCCUUCGUUUCAUGGUUGAGGUAUGCUGGGCUCCCAUGUUAGCUGCCUUCAGUGUGCCUCUUGACCAAAGUGAUGAUGAAGUGGUGAUAGGUCUUUGUCUUGAAGGUUUCCGCUGUGCUAUCCAUGUUACUGCUGUAAUGUCCAUGAAGACUCACAGAGAUGCAUUUGUCACUUCAUUAGCAAAGUUUACUUCCCUUCACUCUCCCGCAGACAUCAAACAGAAAAAUGUUGAGGCAAUCAAGGCAUUGGUUGCAAUUGCAGAUGAAGAUGGAAACUAUUUACAGGAAGCCUGGGAGCAUAUUUUAACAUGUGUUUCUCGCUUUGAACAUCUCCAUCUUUUGGGAGAGGGUGCUCCUCCAGAUGCAACAUUUUUUGCCUUUCCUCAGAAUGAGUCUGAAAAGUCAAAACCUGCCAAGUCAAAUGUCCUUCCUGUUCUGAAGAAGAAGGGCCCUGGAAGAAUGCAGUAUGCUGCUGCUGCUGUCCUGAGAGGUUCAUAUGACAGUGCUGGUAUUGGUGGGAAUGCUUCUGGGGGUGUAACGUCUGACCAAAUGAACAGUUUGGUCUCUAAUCUGAAUAUGUUAGAACAAGUUGGGAGCUCUGAAAUGAAUCGCAUAUUCACACGCAGCCAAAAGUUGAACAGUGAGGCCAUCAUUGAUUUCGUGAAAGCUCUUUGCAAGGUAUCCAUGGAGGAGUUGCGUUCUGCUUCUGAUCCCCGGGUGUUUAGCCUUACGAAGAUUGUUGAGAUUGCGCAUUAUAACAUGAACCGCAUCAGGCUUGUAUGGUCAAGCAUCUGGCAUGUGCUCUCUGAUUUCUUUGUAACCAUUGGCUGUUCUGAGAACCUCUCCAUUUCCAUUUUUGCAAUGGACUCUUUGCGCCAGUUGUCAAUGAAAUUCCUGGAGCGUGAAGAGUUGGCUAACUACAAUUUCCAGAACGAAUUCAUGAAGCCUUUUGUCAUUGUCAUGCGUAAGAGCAGUGCUGUUGAGAUAAGAGAACUGAUUGUCAGAUGUGUAUCCCAAAUGGUUUUGUCUCGGGUCAAUAAUGUCAAGUCAGGCUGGAAGAGCAUGUUCAUGGUAUUAAAAAUCUACCAUUUCCUUUGGUUUCAACAGUUUUCACAACAGCAGCUUAUGAUGACCACAAAAACAUUGUUCUGUUGGCUUUUGAGAUAAUGGAGAAGAUCAUUCGUGACUACUUCCCUUAUAUUACUGAAACUGAGACGACUACCUUCACGGAUUGUGUGAAUUGCCUUAUUGCUUUUACCAAUAGCCGGUUUAACAAAGAUAUCAGCCUCAAUGCAAUUGCUUUUCUUCGAUUCUGUGCUACCAAACUUGCUGGAGGAGACCUUGCUUCUUCAUCAAGGAAUAAUGAAAAGGAACCUUUGUCAAGACUCUCUCCGUCUUCUCCUCAUCAUGCAGGCAAAGAUGGAAAGCAAGAUAAUGGGUAUAUUGAUGAUAGGGAGAAUCAUCUCUACUUUUGGUUCCCUUUACUGGCAGGCCUGUCAGAACUUAGCUUUGAUCCUAGGCCCGAAAUCAGGAAGAGUGCCUUGCAAGUGUUGUUUGAUACUUUACGCAAUCACGGUCACCUUUUCUCUCUACCUUUAUGGGAACGAGUGUUUGAGUCAGUCUUAUUCCCAAUAUUUGACUAUGUGCGGCAUGCAAUCGAUCCAACAGGGGGUGACUCUCCUGGACAAGGUAUCGAUGGUGAUACUGGGGAGCUUGACCAAGAUGCAUGGCUCUAUGAGACUUGCACAUUGGCCCUGCAGCUGGUUGUAGAUCUUUUUGUCAAGUUCUACAGCACUGUCAACCCACUAUUGAGGAAGGUUUUGAAGCUAUUGGUCAGUUUUAUUAGACGGCCACACCAGAGUCUUGCUGGUAUUGGCAUUGCUGCCUUUGUGCGGUUGAUGAGUAAUGCUGGUGAUCUGUUCUCUGACGACAAGUGGCUAGAAGUGGUGCUCUCUCUUAGAGAAGCAGCCAAUGCAACACUUCCUGAUUUCUCUUUUCUAGUAAGCGGAGAGCCUGCGGUGCACAGCUACAAACAUGCUGGUUUAACUGAGCAAAGCAAUGUAGAAAAUGGAGAAUCUGCAGAUGUUCAUGAGAGAUUGAUGACACGUCUUUAUGCUGCAAUAUCUGAUGCAAAGUGCCGUGCUGCUGUCCAACUUUUGUUGAUUCAGGCGGUGAUGGAAGUUUACAACAUGUAUAGGCCUCAACUUUCAGCGAAAAACACACUUGUCCUGUACGAUGCCUUGCAUGACGUGGCAUCCCAUGCUCACAAGAUUAACACGGACUCCCAGCUGCGGUCAAGGCUGCAGGAAUUCAGCUCCAUCACUCAAAUGCAAGACCCUCCGCUAUUGCGGCUGGAGAAUGAGUCUUUCCAAAUAUGCCUGACGUUCUUGCAGAAUCUCAUACUGGACAGGCCGCCGAGUUAUGACGAGUCGGAAGUGGAAUCCUGCAUGGUCAGCCUUUGUCACGAGGUGCUUCAGUUUUACAUCAUCACAUCCCAUGGUUCAGGACGCCCGCCUCCAUCAGCAUCAUCCUCUCCAAACGAACCUCAGCCUCGGUCCCUUAUCAUACCUCUGGGGUCGGGGAAAAGGAGGGAGUUAGCUUCCCGUGCACCCCUUGUUGUUGCGACUCUCCAGGCCAUAUGUAGCCUGGGAGAGACUUCGUUCGAGAGGAACCUGACUGGUUUCUUCCCGCUUCUCUGGAGCUUGAUCAGUUGUGAGCAUGGGUCGAACGAGGUCCAGGUGGCUCUGAGUGAUAUGCUGAGCUCGUGGGUUGGUCCAGUAUUGCUUCGUUCUUGCUGAUUUGCGCGGAAAAUUUCUCACUUUGGUAACUGCUUGCAGAAUACAAUUUCUUGUUAUUGUUUCGGGGACCGAAUAUUAUAUGGUAGAUGGGGAUGGGUAGUGUAAGGAAGAGUUUAGGCGGGAUGUGGCCAAUGCUUGUCUGUAGUUACUCGGGUAGGUUUGGAUGCAAAAUUAAUUGAUAGCAGGAGGAGUUUUUGAUUGAUGUUGUAAUGCUAGUUUAAUCCUUUCUCUUUUGUUGUUUAUUUCCUUAACCUUGGUUUGGCCAUUUCUGUUGCUCCAACACUCUUAGGUAAGCUUAUGCUGCUCCUACAAUAAUCUCCUUGUGGAAUGAUCUGCUUCGUCGAUGGUGCUUCCUUUUCUGCAUGUUUAUCUCGAUACGUCUCGAGGCUCUGCUAGAAC